AUGCCGGACACCGAGCUCGGAAAACAUCCCGCGCAGCCUGCCGGCACACCAGAGGACCAGCGCAGCAGCGCCCCAAAUGUUGAGGACAACGCUUCACAGACAAAGACCUGGUUAACGUCUAUCCUGUGUAAAAACCGAUGGUACAAUCCCUACUAGGCCACACUUGUCAUCAUGCGCAUUUACAUCAUGUGCAGAAGUAACAUUUGUGAGUAAUCGUGCCUCUCCAUGAGGGGCAUUUGCAUUUGUGGUUGUGUUUUCGCAGUUGAAAUUAUGCUGCGAAGAGGAUAACAAGCAUUUGCGCUACGGCUAAUCCUGUUACUUAAGAGCACUGUACCACAGAAGCAAGAGGCAUGCAUGGCAGCGAAAGCUUCACGACUUGCUUAGCAGGAAAGCACCCAUCUUGACGAGUGUGGGGUACUUACUAGGGAUCAUGAUGUCGUCGGUUUUUACUCACGAUAACGUCCUUCCUCGAGAUUCUUGCUACCACUGUCAACCCCGCAAAGUGGAAAACAAAACGCAUGUUGCGCCGCGUGCCCAGAUCGCCGAAGUCCGGAACUCCUGAAGAUGUUCCCGCAGCUUUGGACGGAGCUUUGAGUCCCGGUGCAGCUCCUGCAUUUGGUGCCGGAUCCGAGGAGGAAGCUAGCGCAAAAAAAGAAUCUUCGUCUACUCCAUCAACAUCCGAGGGUGAGAAUAACCUAGAAGAAGUCGCAAAUAACCCGGUAAAUGAAGAUGAAGCAGAAGUAAUCAGAACCGCUGCUUCGCUGCAACAACUGUCCGAAAAGAGAAAGAUUUCAACACCGGAGGUUCGAACCACGACAACCUCCGCUGAGCAGGAACCCAGCGAUGCUCUGUCCCCUUCUUCCUUCCUGCAAUUUUACGAUGACAUGUCCGAGGUGCUGAGCGGUUUCGUGGAACCUUGCGAGUCCCUGCUGCAAAAGAAGGCCGACUUCGAAAUUGCGGCCGGAAAAAAGUUUCAAAAAGAGGAAAAGGAGGAGGGAAAAACAGAGCAGGAGGGGGGUGGCGAGAAAGGUGAAAAGGAGGAGGAUAAGUUGAGUGACUUCGCGGAUACGGACGUAGAGAAAGAGAACGCAAAAGAUGGUCAGUGGUACGAACAGGAAGCAAGAAACGCCGACGAGAAGCUGGCGACGAUGGCUAAGAGCAAGUUGGGGGAACAAGCGACGAGCGAGUUGGAGGUGGACGCGUUCAGUUUUUUCGAAUCGCUGGAUCAGAUAAACACCGACCUGAUAGCACAGCUGAAAGCGCUCGCGGCGCACGCCAAGUGCCCGACCCACGCAUUCCGGUGUGAGCCCCUGGUCAAGGGCCAGCAGGAGUCUCUGGAGCUGGGCACCAGCAUCAAGAUCGAGGGGCAUAUCAAAUGUAAAAAUGUCUGGGUCUGGAAAAGUGCCAGACUUGUCAUGCACGUUUUCCAUGACCCAUGAGGUCUGGUAUGUAGGACAUAGCAUGACAGAUUCUGUGAGAGUUCUAUCAUGCCUACCCUGCAUCAGAAACUGCCGCUCGAUUAGGUCAAAAGUCGACAGCUUUUGGCAGUCAGAUUUAGCAAGACAAGUUGCGUUGUUCCAGACCCAGACAUUUUUGCAUUUGAUAGGGCAGUGCUUGACGCAACUCUCGGACUGGUCCGCCAAGUGCGCCCACGAGACGCUCGCGCGGAAGAUGUGCACCGACGUGAAGGACCCCGGGCUGGACGACACGGAUCUCGACGCGAAAGCGGAACUCCUCAAUUUACCCCCAGGCUUGCGCGACCAGGUGGUGCAGCACAGUUGCGAGAAUUUGUUGCAAGGGGAGAAGGCGGUGGAGGAGGCGUUCACCACGUCGAACGAGUUGAAGGUGCCAGGGACGGAUGCGAAGGAAAAGGGUUCGCUGCUUUCCGAUGCGGAACGCGAAGAAGUCGGGAACGGCUUGGGCGAGUUUAUCCAAGACUUGCCUGACGAUUAAAGUAAAUUGUAUGUAGGUUGUAGGAUGGCCAUUUUGAAGGUCGAAGCUAGUAGUUUUGAUACUUUUUCAAGAACUUCUCCCACCUUCUUUUUUUCAACGAAUUUUUUUGUACAAUGGAGGGAGUGAUAGUUAACGAACCUGGUCGACGCAUUCACUUGAGAAUAUUGGCAAACCACGUUUCGAGAAUGAUAAAACCAAACCCAUCUAGCGAAGUGAUAGACGAAAUUAAGUCGAAUGGUAUCAACAGAGAAUAAAGCGAAGUUUUAGCUGAUUUGUGUUGUUAUUCUAUUUUUACCAUCAUGACCACGACGUCAUGAC
This is a messenger RNA of Amoebophrya sp. A120, 2271 nucleotides long. Lineage: Eukaryota; Dinophyceae; Syndiniales; Amoebophryaceae. The record is from the annotation of a GenBank genome assembly.